CAAAAAUAAAAAAUAAAAUCUAAGGACAAACUGCAAAUAAAUUAAAGACGCCUUAUUAACAUAUUGUCUUGUUAUUAUUGUUAAGAGAUUAGCAAAAAAAAAAUAUCAAAGCAUGCCAGAAUAUAUGAUAUGCCGAAUAUGCUUAACAGAAGACAUGAAUGUUGACACUAUGACACCACUCUACGACGAACAGGACGUCCAAUGUCCCCUAGUUCGGAAAAUAGAGGAAAUCGGAAGCAUUAAGCUACCGCCACUAGAGGAUAUGCCAAGCCUUCUCUGCUGCAGUUGCGUCGGCAGCCUGACCAGCGCCUAUAAAUUUCGGGAAUUGUGCCAGGAAAGCGAGCGAACCUUUGCCAGUAGCGUUGUGAAGUUUUUCAAGGCUGAAUUAAAAUUGGAGCCCACGGAUGAUCCUUCACAAAUUGAAAGUGAUACUGUGGAGUACAUUUACGAGGCUACCAACGAGUUUAUCGAUCCCGACGAUGAUAUUGAAUUCGAUGCUAUGUUAGAAGAGCGCUUGGAAGAAACAAUCGAGGAGGCGGAAACUGACGCAGCCUACGAUGAUUUCGAGGGGACUCGAGAUCUGGAUGACAAGAACAUAUUGCUUGGCAAUGCCAGUGACAGUGACUACGAUCCCAGUGAGCGUCUGCGAAAGCCAAAGGUGCGAAAAUCGAGGCAUGGCAAACGUGGACGGGGACGGCCUCGGAAUCCAACACAUGCAGGGCUGAAGCAUGGCCAGGCGAAACCAGCUACUGCUGCCACGGCCAGUAAAUCAAAUGAGGACACCUCUACAAACAUCAUGUGUGAAAUAUGCGGUAAUAUCUACUCGAAGCGAGCCGCCCUCAAUAUUCACAUGCGUCGUCACAUGUCCGAGAAGCCUUUCGAAUGCGAGAUCUGCGCUAAGACGUUCGCCGGACCCUCAGAGCUUAAUCGGCACAUACGAGUGCAUACAGGCGAAAAGCCUUUUACGUGCAAAUACUGUUCCCGCUCAUUUGCUGAUCGCAGCUCAAAUAUACGCCACGAAAGAACGCACACAAACGAGCGACCCUUUUCCUGUGGAACAUGUGGCAAGUCGUUCUCUUAUUCGAAUGUCCUCAAGAAUCACAUGUUGACGCAUACGGGCGAAAAACCCUUUUUAUGCUUGCCGUGCAAUAAGACAUUCUCCCGCAAACACCAGCUGGAGCAGCACAUCGGAACUAUGACCCAUCAGCAAACUGAAAGAGCUCUGCAGACUACCGAUGCGGUACGUCAUUCUGAGAUAUAUUAGUCAUUCGCAACGGAUUAAUCAAUUAUUUAGUUUUUACAUAAGUUAAAUUAAAAUCCUUACUGUAAAUAAAAAGUACAAAUUUAAGAA
This is a messenger RNA of Drosophila montana, 1351 nucleotides long. Its product is annotated as transcription factor Ouib. NCBI's taxonomy places the organism in Eukaryota, Metazoa, Arthropoda, Insecta, Diptera, Drosophilidae. The record is from RefSeq and is a predicted model, not a curated record. The transcript has 6 exons. Bases 113 to 1264 code for a protein of 383 amino acids. Gene Ontology annotation, cellular component: nucleus. Gene Ontology annotation, biological process: regulation of gene expression. Gene Ontology annotation, molecular function: zinc ion binding.